Molecule: messenger RNA, 1194 nt
Organism: Struthio camelus australis
Lineage: Eukaryota; Metazoa; Chordata; Aves; Struthioniformes; Struthionidae
Source: RefSeq, a predicted model, not a curated record
AUGUUUUUUUUUCUGUUUCAGAGGGAAGAUGUUGCUAAUGAGGAAACGGCAGAAAGAUUCUCUCUUCGGAAGCAUCGCUUCAUGCAUUUUGCAUCGUUGGAAUAUGAAGGAGAAUAUUACAUGACACCAAGAGAUUUCUUGUUUUCAGUAAUGUUUGAUCAAGUUGAACGUAAAGCUUCAGCCAAGAAACUGACAAAAAAGGACGUAGAUGCUGCACUGGUAAACGUUAUGAAAGCUAAACCUGGACCGACCUUUUUUAGAGAGCUUGGUGAUAAAGGUUUGAUCUCAUAUGCAGAGUACCUGUUUCUGCUGACAAUCCUUACAAAACCACAGACUGGAUUUCACAUUGCUUUUAAAAUGUUGGAUAUAGAUGGCAAUGAACAAGUUGAGAAGAAAGAAUUUUUUAAGCUUCAGAGAAUCAUUGGGAAGCAAGAUGACUUGAAAACAGCUGGAAAUGAAACAAUAUUCCAGGGAGCAGAAUUGGAAGGCUCUGGUGUUAAUACCAUGUUGCUGGUACAUUUCUUUGGAAGAGAAGGAAAGGAAAAACUUCGCUAUUCUGAGUUUUUCAGAUUCAUGGAAAACCUGCAAACAGAAGUACAAGAAAUGGAAUUCAUACAGUUUUCAAAGGGCUUGAACGCCAUGAGAAAAGAAGACUUUGCAGAAUGGUUGCUGUAUUUCACUGAUGAGGAAAACAAUGAAAUUUACUGGCAAAAUGUGAAAGACAGAAUUCAGGCAGGCGAGAAUAUCAGUUUGGAGGAAUUCAAGACUUUUUGCAAGUUUACAAACAACCUGGAAGACUUUUCUAUUGCCAUGCAGAUGUUCACUGUAGCUAAUCGUCCUGUUAAACGGGCCGAGUUCAAGAGAGCAGUGAAGGUGGCAACAGGACAGGAGCUCUCAGAUAAUGUUUUGGAUACCAUCUUCAAGAUCUUCGAUCUAGAUGGAGAUGAUUGCCUCAGCCAUGGGGAGUUUCUUGGAGUCCUGAAGAACCGAAUUCAUCGAGGUUUGAGGGUACCGCAACAGCAAGGCAUUCAAGGUUACUGGAAAUGUGUGAAGAGAGAAAGCAUUAAAGGAGCAAAAGAAGUCUGGAAACAAACUGGGAAAAGUCCUUUUUAAAGGAAGCGUUGUUUACUCCUUUGUGGAAUCUGACCCUGCACUGUCGCAUAUGGGAUACGUAGGAUUUAAUCAUGGUCACUG